This is a messenger RNA of Juglans microcarpa x Juglans regia, 2254 nucleotides long. Its product is annotated as L-type lectin-domain containing receptor kinase IX.1-like. Gene Ontology annotation, cellular component: plasma membrane. Bases 3 to 2108 code for a protein of 701 amino acids. Gene Ontology annotation, molecular function: carbohydrate binding; protein kinase activity; ATP binding. The record is from RefSeq and is a predicted model, not a curated record. Gene Ontology annotation, biological process: protein phosphorylation. The transcript has a single exon. NCBI's taxonomy places the organism in Eukaryota, Viridiplantae, Streptophyta, Magnoliopsida, Fagales, Juglandaceae.
CAAUGGCGCUCUCCGACAUGGUUUCAUGCUUUCUUCAACCUCGAAACAUCCAUCGACACCUUUCGAUUCAAUUCCUUAUCUUCUUUUUAUUUCUGCUUCCCCAUGCUAAGUCAUUUUCUUUCGACUUCCCUAGUUUCCAGCCAAAUAUGAAAAGCAUACAAUUCGAGGGUGAUGCAUUCCCGUCUGGUAAUGGAGUUCUUGAACUCACAAAGAAUCAACUCAAUGGCCCCAUCAAUGGAAGUGUAGGUCAUGCCUCAUAUAAUGAAGCUGUCCGCCUCCGGGAUUCAACAACAGGGAAGGUUGCCGAUUUCACUACUCAUUUCUCCUUUAUCAUGGACUCUUUGAAUUCGUCAGAUUAUGGUGAAGGGAUUGCCUUCUUCAUCGCACCAUUUGAAUAUCAAAUGCCUAACAAUUCCGGAGUUGGGUCUCUUGGACUGUUUAGUGCUGGAUCCAAUUUCAGUACUAACACCUCAUUGAAUAAAAUUGUGGCAGUUGAGUUUGACAGUUUCAAAGACAGCUGGGAUCCAAAUGAUAAUCAUGUAGGAAUCAAUGUCAAUUUCAUUGUCUCUGUGGCGAAUGUCACAUGGAAAAGCAGCAUCAGGAAUGGAUCAAGAGCAAACGCAUGGGUAAGUUAUAACUCAACUACCCAAAAUCUUAGUGUUUUCCUAACGUAUGCUGAUAAUCCUGUCUUUGGCGGCAACUCCAGCCUUUCCCAUAAAGUUGAUUUGAGCGAGUUGCCAGAUUUGGUUAGAGUUGGUUUCUCCGCUGCUACAGGUGAUUACACAGAAUUACAUUCAAUAAGUUCUUGGUCAUUCAAUUCAAGUUUGGAGGUCGGAAAUCAAGUUAACAAAAACAACAAAGUGGGGUUGGGGGUUGGUUUAGGUGUGGGUUUUGGUGUAUUGAGUUGUGGAUUAGGUCUACUUUGGUUCAUCUAUUGGAGAAAAAGGGGUGAUGGAGAAAAUGAAGGUUUGGACGAUGAUGUCUUUAUGGAUGAUGAAUUUGAAAAGGGAACUGGGCCAAGGAGGUUCACUUAUCGCGAACUCACUCAUGCAACAAACAACUUUGCCGAAGGAGGGAAGCUUGGGGAGGGAGGAUUCGGAGGCGUUUAUAAGGGUUUCUUAAGUGAAUCCAGUACAGAAAUUGCUGUUAAGAGGGUCUCGAAAGGAUCAAAGCAAGGGAGAAAGGAGUAUAUGUCAGAAGUGAAUAUCAUUAGUCGUUUAAGACACAGAAAUUUGGUUCAACUUAUUGGUUGGUGCCAUGCACAGGGUGAGUUCCUCCUCGUGUACGAGUACAUGCCUAAUGGAAGCCUUGAUACUCAUCUCUUUGGAGGAAAGAUUAUGCUAACAUGGCCAGUUAGGGAUAAGAUAGCCCUUGGAUUGGCUUCAUCUUUGUUGUACCUUCACGAAGAAUGGGAACAAUGUGUAGUUCACAGAGAUAUCAAGUCAAGCAACAUCAUGCUGGAUGCAAAGUUCAAUGCCAAGCUUGGUGAUUUUGGUCUGGCGAGGCUUGUAGACCAUGAGUUGGGGUCACAAACAACUGUUUUGGCAGGCACUAUGGGCUACCUAGCCCCAGAGUGUGUCACCACAGGCAGGGCAAGUAAGGAAUCUGAUGUCUAUAGUUUUGGGGUGGUUUGCCUUGAGAUUGCGUGUGGAAGAAAGCCAGUGGACCCAAGGGAAGAACCGAGCAAGGUAAGGCUGGUAGAGUGGGUAUGGAAUCUUUAUGGAAAAGGCCAAAUCCUUGAAGCUGUUGACAAGGGAUUAAGCAUGGAAUUCGAUGAGCAGCAAAUGGAACGCUUGAUGGUAGUUGGGCUAUGGUGUUGUCAUCCCGAUCCCAUUAUCCGACCUUCAAUAAAGCAAGUGAUAAAUGUUCUUAAUUCCGAAGUUCCAUUGCCUGAACUUCCCUCGAAGUUUCCGGUGCCAAUGUAUUCUCUACCUCCGGUGAAUAUGUCAUGUUUAUUCUCCGAUACAUCAUUGGGUCACACAGGGUCAACGAAAAACCGGACAGAGUGUUCAUGUAAGAGUUGCUCUACUUAUUUGUCAAAUACGUCAGCAGGUUCUGCAACAGCUCUUCUAAAUUCGGGUGUCGAUCAUGCUUAUAAUCAUGUUUAAUAGAUUUACUUCAAUUAGGCCGCAUUGAUUUGUGUAUUUUUCUUUUUCAUAUUCUCCAAUAUUAAUUAUCUUCAUAGCAAUUAGGAUUUUAGCCAAUCGAGUCAUGUUGCUUAAAACUUUUAUUAGUAUCAGAUUCUUCAUUCUUU